AUGGGACAACAGCCCAUUCCCUGGCGUGAGGACCAAGCGAGAGGGCCUGGCUGUUCUGUGAGGACCCGGCGGGGCGAGCCAGUCCCAGCCCCGGAGCGGGGCAGCGGGGAGGCCCGGGCCUCGCGCCGUCUCCGGCCUCAGGGCCAGGCCCUCCCACCUCCCGGCGGCCGGAGAGUUACCGCCCCGCUCCGCCGCGAGGCCCCAGCCUGCCCCCGCCCGGGCCCGCCCUCCGCCACAGCCCGCCCCGGGCCCAAGCCCGGCCCCAGGGGACGUUCCCCCGCCCGUCGCUGCCCUCUCCGGGUGCAAGAUGGCGGCGGGCGACGGUCGGGAGUCGGCGCCGGCCCUCCCCGUCUCGGUACUCCGGGAUUCCGCCGCGUCGCCGGCAAGGCCCCACGUGGGACACCCCGGCCUUCCCCUACCUUCGGGUCUGGAGUAGCGAGCCCACCGCGCCUCGGAUUGGGCGGGGCCGGGGCUGUGACCCGGGGGCGGGGCCGGGAGGCGGGGCAGCGGCGGGAAACAGGCGCGCUCUGA
Mustela erminea (ermine) is the source of this 531-nucleotide messenger RNA. RefSeq names its product proline-rich protein HaeIII subfamily 1-like. The record is from RefSeq and is a predicted model, not a curated record. The transcript has a single exon. Lineage: Eukaryota; Metazoa; Chordata; Mammalia; Carnivora; Mustelidae. Bases 1 to 531 code for a protein of 176 amino acids.